UGAGGCUCCGUGAGGCUCCGGGCACGUCCACCCUGACUGCAAUGGGAUGCUGCGGUAGCGCGGAGAGGACAAAGAGAGAAUGGAGACCGCUGGAGGACCGGAGCUGCACGGACCUGCCCUGGUUCCUGCUCUUCACCGUCUUCUGCGUCGGCAUGGGCAGCAUCUGCGGCUUCACCAUCGUCACCGGCGGCGCCGCUCGCCUCGUCUUUGGAUAUGACAGCUACGGCAACACCUGCGGUCAACGCAACGAACAGAUCGAAGGCGUCAGGCUCAGUGGCCUCGACCACACCGACAGGAAGUUUGUCUUCUUCCUGGAUCCCUGUAACAUCGACAUCGUUCAGAGGAAAAUCAAGUCCAUGGCUCUUUGUGUGUCUCUGUGUCCCACCGAGGAGCUGAAGACCUACCAGGACCUGAAGAGGUUCGCCAUGCUCAACGGUUCUGAGCUGUGUUCCUACGAGUUGGCAGGUCAUAAAUAUCCAGGUCUACCUGAGAGGUUCUCCAAGUGUCCCAAACUUCCUGUCCCACCCAGUAAGCCGUUGCCGGUGUUUAACCGCUGCACUCCGGUGGAUGUUUCCUGUUAUGCGAAGUUUGCCGAGGCCGUGGUGACGUUCGUGGGCGACAACAGCGUCCUGCACCGACUGAUCGCCGGCGUCGCCGCCAGUAAAGAGAUCAUCGUGGGGCUGUGUGUGCUCGCUCUGGUCCUCUCCAUGAUCCUCAUGGUGAUCAUUCGGUACAUCUCCGCCGUCCUCGUCUGGAUCCUCACCUCGCUGGUCGUCCUCGGAUCCCUGGCGGGGACCAGCGUCCUCUGGUGGCUCUACAUCGACCACCGGCUCUACGGGAACGACACCUCCUCUAAGGUGGCGAAGGAGGUGAAGGAGGAGGUGGACGUCAGCAGAGACAGCGGACAGGCGCUGCUCGUCUACGCCGUCGCCGCCACCGUCUUCACUAUCAUCCUGCUGCUGCUGAUGCUGUUCAUGAGGAAGCGAGUGGCUCUGACCAUCGCUCUGUUCCACGUGGCGGGAAAAGUCUUCAUCCACCUCCCCCUCCUCACCCUGCAGCCCUUCGUCACCUUCCUCGCCCUCCUGCUCUUCUGGAUCUACUGGAUCCUGGUCCUGCUCUUCCUGGGAACCACUGGAAACCCGGUCCAGAAUGAGGAGACGGGACUGACGGAGUUCAGACUGACGGGUCCUCUUCAGUACCUGACCUGGUACCACGCUGUGGGUCUGGUCUGGAUCAGUGAGUUUAUCCUGGCCUGUCAGCAGAUGACUGUGGCCGGAGCCGUGGUCACAUACUACUUCACCAGGGACAAGAACCGGCUCCCGGUGACCCCGAUCCUGUCCUCAGUCCUGAGGCUGGUCCGGUAUCACCUGGGCACCGUCGCUAAAGGAUCCUUCAUCAUCACUCUGGUCAAGAUCCCCAGACUCAUCCUCAUGUACGUCCACAACCAGCUCAAAGGAAAGGAGAACGCGUGUGCUCGCUGUCUGCUGAAAACUUGUAUCUGCUGUCUGUGGUGUUUGGAGAAGUGCCUCAACUAUCUCAAUCAGAAUGCAUAUGCAGCCACAGCCAUCAACAGCACCAGUUUCUGCACGUCUGCGCGCGACGCCUUCGUGAUCCUGGUGGAAAAUGCUCUGCGCGUCGCCACAAUCAACGCCAUCGGAGACUUCGUGCUCUUCCUGGGGAAGAUCCUGAUCGUGACGACGACGGCGUUCGCCGGCGUCCUCCUCCUGAACUACCAGCGGGACUACGCCGAGUGGCUGCUGCCGCUCAUCAUCGUGUGUCUCUUCUCCUUCCUGGUGGCUCACUGCUUCCUGUCCAUCUUUGAGAUCGUGGUGGACGUCCUCUUCCUCUGCUUCGCCAUCGACACCAAGUACAACGACGGCACUCCGGGGAAGGAGUUCUUCAUGGACAAAGCUCUGAUGGAGUUCGUCGAGAGCAGCCGGCGGUUGGAGCGAGCAGUGGAGCGUGGGCGGAGCCGGGUGAAGGAGGCGGUGUCGGAGGGGGCGGAGAUGAAGCCCAUGGCUCCGGGGACGAGUUCAGCUUGACCAAAAUCAGCCAAUGGGACUUCUUAAAAAAAAAAAGAGACAUUCCAAAUGUUUAUUUUUACCAACGUGUAACAUGUUUACUAUGGUUUCACUCCAGGGAAAACGAUAUUUUAAUAAGAAACUGUAAAAACGUAACAAUGUAAUGAAGCACUUUAUAUUGAAGCGCUGCAGAUUUUAAACCGGCUGAUGCAUCUUUUCGUAGUGAUGUCGUUUUUUAUAACUGAACUCAUCGCUCACUCUUCAGUUCUAACUUCAGCCAAGACACUUUUCUGUUGUCAUGGAGACGACCUGCGGCUCACUGACACACCCGGACUCGCCCGGACUCCGCGUUGGAUCUCGGUCAGCAGAGGGGGCGGAGUCUGUGCACAGAUGGAACAGCAGCCAUACAGCUCCACGUCUGGUUGGUGGAUGAGAUUGGAGGUCAAAGGUCAGCUGAACAGGUUUUGAU
Seriola dumerili (greater amberjack) is the source of this 2490-nucleotide messenger RNA. It is a transcript of the gene slc44a1b, whose product is annotated as choline transporter-like protein 1. The record is from RefSeq and is a predicted model, not a curated record. Bases 42 to 2042 code for a protein of 666 amino acids. Gene Ontology annotation, biological process: transmembrane transport. Gene Ontology annotation, molecular function: transmembrane transporter activity. Gene Ontology annotation, cellular component: membrane. The transcript has 16 exons. NCBI's taxonomy places the organism in Eukaryota, Metazoa, Chordata, Actinopteri, Carangiformes, Carangidae.